Messenger RNA from Pediculus humanus corporis (human body louse), 2679 nucleotides. Its product is annotated as GTPase-activating protein gyp2, putative. The record is from RefSeq and is a predicted model, not a curated record. Lineage: Eukaryota; Metazoa; Arthropoda; Insecta; Psocodea; Pediculidae. The transcript is spliced from 13 exons. Gene Ontology annotation, molecular function: calcium ion binding. The coding region runs from base 1 to 2679 and encodes 892 amino acids.
AUGCUUCAAGAAAGAAAAGGUCAUGGAGAAUCUAAAAGUUUGUCGUCUCUUCUCGUGGGUACAAUUGAUAGUGUCCUUGAUACCAGGCCUGCUCCUUAUCGGUUAAUUUACAAAACCUUUGAUAGAUGUUAUGUUAUUGCAACUUCAACUACUUUUCCCGAUAUCAUGAAAGACUGGGAAUGGAUUGAUAAAAAUAUUAGUCGCAGUAUAAAUGAUAUUGAUUCUGAAGAAGAAAAGACUGCAUUUGUACAUUGUAAAGUUCAUUCAUACAUAAAUAUAAACUUAGCAUCUAACUCUGUUGAAGAUGAAGAAACUCAAGAGUUUAAGUCGACUUCAUUGAAGGUGCAUGAGUUAUUCAAUAUUCCAGCAGAAGACAAACUGGUUUAUUACUAUUCUUGUAUGUACUGGAAAGGUAGAAUGCCUCUUCAAGGGUGGUUAUAUUUAACUGUUAAUAGGUUAUGUUUUUAUGCAUACAUUUGGGGUAAAGAGCAUAGGGUUGUAUUAAGAUGGGCAGAAGUAACUUCAUUAAGCAAAACAUCUGCUCUUGUUUUACCUGAUUCAAUAAAAGUAACUACUAUUAACGAAGAGCAUUAUUUCACAGUUCUAUUACAUAAGUCUGAAACAUUUGCACUGAUGGAGCAAUUGACAAAUUUAGCUAUGAAGCAGUUGAUAGAUGAUAGCACAAGUUUCUAUUUAAAAAUUUGUAAAAAUAUUCCAAAACACUCAUCUUUUCUAAAAAGAGAUUUAGAUGCUCGUGCACAUUCAGAAGCUUACAGAUUACUCUUUAGCCUUCCUUCCACAGAAAAACUCGAUGGUAGUACUGAUUGUACUCUUUGGACACCUUAUAAUAAAAGAUAUACAUGGGGUAGAAUGUUUUUAUCUCAAAAUUAUAUUUGUUUCGAAAGUAGGGUGAAAUAUUUGGUGAGUCUGGUUAUUCCCUUACAAUACAUACAGGCGGUAGAAAAAGCUGAUGAAAAUACUGUUUACAAAAGACUCCUUAUUACCACAGUAGAUUCCACAUUUGUAUUUGCUCAAAUACCAGAUAGAGAUUUUUUACUUAUUAAAAUAACCGAAUUAUUAUCUAAAUGGAAAAAUAAAGAUGAAGAAAUCAAAACAAAUUUAAUUGAAGCUCUUAAAAUAUCUGAUGAAGUCGAGGAUGAUUGGUCAAUUCAGGGACCUCUUAUGAAUGAAUUCAAUUCGAAUUCAGGUACACAAAGUCAAAUUUCUAAAUGUUCAAAAUGGAAAGAAUAUUUUUCUGAAUUUGGACGAGGGAUUUCAAUGUAUCGAACAGCUGAUGCUGGAAAAUUAAUUCUCGAUGGAAUUCCUGACAAUUUUCGAAGUGAACUAUGGCUAAUUUAUUCGGGGGCGUUAAAUGAAAAAUUGGCCAAUCCUGGUUUGUAUAGAUCAUUGGUAAAUCAAUCGUUGGGAAAAAUAAAUACAACAAAUGAUGAAAUCGAAAGAGAUUUGCAUCGUUCGCUUCCCGAACAUCCUGCUUUUCAAUCUUCGAUAGGGAUCCCUGCUUUAAGAAGAGUUUUAUCGGCUUAUGCUCUAAGAAACCCUCAAGUCGGAUAUUGUCAAGCUAUGAAUAUUUUGGCUUCCGUAUUUCUUAUUUAUUGCUCUGAAGAGGAAGCUUUUUGGCUUUUGGCAAAAGUCUGCGAAAGCUUACUUCCGGAUUCGUAUAAUACCAGAGUGGUUGGUGCUUUAGUGGAUCAGGGAGUUUUGGAAGCACUUGUCACAGAUCAUUUGCCACAUUUAAAUACAAUCCUUCAAAAUUUGGGAACAAUUAGAGUUAUUUCACUGUCUUGGUUUUUGACCGUGUACUUGAGUGUUAUGUCGUAUGAAUGCGCGGUUUACAUAGUGGACUGUUUUUUUUAUGACGGUGCCAAAGUUUUAUUUCAAAUUGCGCUCACAGUUAUGGAAUCGUUGGAGGAUAAAUUGAAAAAUUGUAAAGACGACGGAGAAGCCGUAAUACUUAUAACAAAUUAUUUAAAUGGCGUCUACGACGAUGAUAAUUUUGAUUCAAGGCCGAAAAACGUACCGAGAAGUGUGACCAUUCAAAGCCUUAUUUACGAUGCCUACGUGAAAUAUGGAUUCAUAACCGUGGCCAGCAUAGAAAGAUUACGUUUAAAACACAGGCUUCAAGUCGUACACAGGUUGGAAAACGGUUUGGAAAAAAUGAUUGUCCGAAGUUUGGUACCGGAUGGAUAUUUCAAAGCGGAAGAAUUAGAGGAUUUAAUAAAAUUACUUCGAGAAGAAAUGUCUCAACAGAAAUCAUUUAAAAUAUCCGAAAGUUAUCAAAUGCCUUAUGAAAUAUUUAAAAUUGAUUUUGAAACAUUUCAAAGUAUUUUCGUUGCUUUGUCUCCAUGGGGAAGAGGGUGUCAUAUGGAAAUCAUGACGCGAGAAAUAUUCAAGCUCAUGGACGAAAACAAUAAUGGGUAUUUAAAUGCGAGGGAAAUGAUGAAAGGAUUAGCAAUAACAUGUUGCGGUCCAAUGGAGGAUAGAAUGAAAUUACUUUUUACAUUGCACAUGCCUCCUUUGUUUUCCGAAUUAGACAUCCCGGGGUCAAAAGAAGCAGCCGAAGCUUUGCAAUUUUUCGAAGGUAGUUAUCUAAAAAAAAAAAAAAAAAGAAAAAUGUCGUCAACGUUUAACUUUGAAUAUUAUUAUGUGUGUCGUAGAUAA